Molecule: messenger RNA, 846 nt
Organism: Erigeron canadensis
Lineage: Eukaryota; Viridiplantae; Streptophyta; Magnoliopsida; Asterales; Asteraceae
Product: probable glutathione S-transferase parC
Exons: 2
Coding region: 59-724 (221 amino acids)
Biological process (GO): glutathione metabolic process
Cellular component (GO): cytoplasm
Molecular function (GO): glutathione transferase activity
Source: RefSeq, a predicted model, not a curated record
CCAAUUUUCAACAACUUGUCAUCAUCUUCGACUUCUUAUAUAUAAAUAUAUAAAAAAAAUGGUGAAAGAUGAAGUAGUUUUGGUCAACUUCUGGUCCAGCCCGUUUGGAACCAGAGUCAAGAUAGCCUUAGAAGAAAAGGGAAUUCCUUAUGAAUACAAAGAAGAGGACUUGUUUAAUAAAAGCUCAUUUUUGUCAACAAUCAAUCCUGUUUACAACAAAGUUCCAGUCCUUAUUCAUAAUGAGAAAUCCAUAUGUGAAUCAAUGAAUAUAAUAGAAUACAUCGAUGAGGCUUGGAGUGACCGAGUGCCUUCUUUCUUACCUUCUGAUCCUUACCAAAGAGCACAAGCUCGAUUUUGGGCCAAUUUCAUUGACAAAGAGCUAUAUGAAGCAAGCAGGAAGAUAUAUAGAGGCAAAGGGGAAGAAGAACAAGAGAGUGGCAAGAAAGAAGUGUUGAGAAUAUUGAAAUUGGUUGAAGGUGAACUUAGAGACAAGGCUUUUUUUGGUGGUGACAACUUAGGUUUUGUUGAUAUAUCACUUAUACCAUUUUAUAGUAGAUUCUAUUCAUGGGAAACAUUUGGCAAAUUUAGCAUUGAAGAGGAGUGUCCCAAUCUAGUGGCAUGGGCCAAAAGAUGUUUGCAAAAGGAAAGUGUUGCCAAGUCUCUACCUGAUCCAAUCAAGAUUUAUGAGUUCCUUUUGUACCUAAACAUGUAUUUGGCAAAGUAAAUGCUUGGAGGAUUUCGUGUGAUUCUUAAUAAGUCAAUAUGUGAGAUUGUGUGUUACCGUAUCGAUAUUGCUGUUUGGUCUUAAAAAUAAAACACAUAAAUGGUAGAGACAUAUAUAUGCAA